Messenger RNA from Austrofundulus limnaeus, 1114 nucleotides. It is a transcript of the gene ufsp1, whose product is annotated as UFM1-specific peptidase 1. Gene Ontology annotation, molecular function: deUFMylase activity. Bases 352 to 1110 code for a protein of 252 amino acids. NCBI's taxonomy places the organism in Eukaryota, Metazoa, Chordata, Actinopteri, Cyprinodontiformes, Rivulidae. The transcript has a single exon. The record is from RefSeq and is a predicted model, not a curated record.
UUAGCCUAGUUUGCCUCCAUAUUAAUUAUAACAAAUAACUUUGUUCUUUUAGUCACUAAACACAAACGUUAUGUCGUCACUUUUAAGCUUCAUUCAUUAAUUUAUUUACUUAUUUUUGUUAACCCGAGCGUUUUGAAAUACACUUCCUGUGGCGGCGGUACGUUUUCUCAAAAUAGUCACGUUUUUCAAUCCUGCACAGAAAGUGUUACAUUAAAAUGGUGACGUUCACUCUAAAGCGGAACCUUUUUUGCGUAAGGGAAUGUUGUUCCUGUUACACUUGAGGACUACCGGAUAAGCAGAACUGAUCUUUGGGAAUUAAUUAUUUUAGAAGAAGUUAAAGAGUGUUGAAGAAUGGAUGAAAACACAGCAGCAGCAGCAGCAGCAGUGCCUGAGGAACACAUUGACUGGGGUUUCAGUGGAGCAGAGAAGGGGACUCCUCAGAAGACUGAUGUCUUAUUAAAAAAUGUUCACUCUGGUCUUCCUGAUCCAGUUUCACAUCCUGUAAAAAGCUCACAGAUAAAAGGAGAUUAUCUUUACUUCCACUACGGCUGUGAUGGACAAGAUGACAGAGGCUGGGGGUGUGGAUACCGGACCAUCCAAACCAUGGCCUCCUGGAUUUACUACAACUGCUCCUCGGUUAAGAACCAGAACAAACUGGCACCAAGUCUUCUGGAAGUCCAACAAGCCCUGGUUUCCAUGGGGGAUAAGCCAGGCUCUUUCUCCGGCUCCAGGGAGUGGAUAGGAACAUUUGAAGCCUCCCUGGUUCUGGACUGGUUCUACGACGUGCCCUGUAAGGUGGUGCAUGUUCGAGGUGGAGGGGCCGAGCUGGAGCAGGUGGCAGUGGAGGAGCUUCACCAACACUUUGAAAAGCAUGGGUCUCCUGUCAUGAUGGGGGGAGACAGGGACAACUCCUCUAAGGCUGUGUUGGGGGUUUGCACCGGGGACAGGGGGAGCUACUUACUGGUUGUUGAUCCUCACUACUUUGGAUGCAAACUGGAGAAAGCAGAGCUGCAGAGGAGAGGGUGGGUGGCGUGGAAACAGGUGUCAUCUCUGGAUCAGUCUUCAUUUUAUAAUCUGUGUUUGCCUCAGACUAAUAAAAGGAGAAUUUAAUAAA